AUGUCACCUGAAAAUGAACUCAUUUCCCGAAUCUACAGUCUUUCAAAAUCAAAGAAAGAAUACGACUUAAUUCCCCACAUUAAUGGUACAGAUCACAAAGAAAUUCUUGAAGUCGAUGAUAGCUUUGCGCUUUGCUCUUGCCUUUGCGGUCAAAGUCUUUGGCUUCCAAUCUACCAAAGUGUACUUGAUUCAAAAGAGCCUCCCUCUAUCGAAUACCUUACCAUCUUGCUUCUUUUCGUACCUUUUUUCAUGACGUUUUGGCACCGUAGAAAGCAACUCUUACUAAACGGUCAAUUAACCCUGAAAGAUGAGCUCGCUUUUACUCGACUGGUCCUUAUGCAGUUCCCGAGGGCAACGGAGCCGCUUCAGCACAGGCAUUGGAUCUUGGAACGUCUUCCCAACGUGGACCUCGAGUCACUAGCCAGUGAUGAGAUUGAUUUAUGCGAAGCCCUGAGUGACAAACAUCGUUGUAAUUACAUGGUUUGGCAGCAUCGCCGGUGGUUUCUUCAUAAGUGUGGAUUUACUCGCCAGCUUUUCCACUCAGAAUUAGUGCGUAUGAAUGCUUGGAACCUGGCACACCCAAUGGACAUCAGUGGAUGGAGUUACCGCUCACAUUUGUUUCGUUCAUAUCAGAGAAUGGAUGAUUUUGAUACGUUGUCAUCACUUCUACUCCGUGAGAUGGUGAAAAUACUCUCAAAUAUUCAGGCGGUCCCAGAGAAUGAUGUGUUGUGGGAUUACAGGCGGCAAGUGGUUGAAAUCUUUGCUGAGAUGAGGAGAGAUGAGAAACAGUUGAAAGAAUUCGAUACCGAAACUUAUGUCGAUCCACGUUUGCGAAAUUUGACUGAUCGAGAGCUUAAAAUUUACGCUGAAGUGGAUGAACCAACUCUUAUGCCCUUGGGACAAGCAGCCGAGCAGGAUGAGGGCACGGUUUAG
Messenger RNA from Echinococcus granulosus, 933 nucleotides. RefSeq names its product Protein prenyltransferase alpha subunit repeat-containing protein. The record is from RefSeq and is a predicted model, not a curated record. The transcript is spliced from 7 exons. Bases 1 to 933 code for a protein of 310 amino acids. Gene Ontology annotation, biological process: protein prenylation. Gene Ontology annotation, molecular function: protein prenyltransferase activity. Gene Ontology annotation, cellular component: cytoplasm. Lineage: Eukaryota; Metazoa; Platyhelminthes; Cestoda; Cyclophyllidea; Taeniidae.